AUGUCUCAAAACGGGAAGCUGAUCCCAAAUCUGGACCAGAACAGUACAAAGGUCCUCAAUCUCACAGUUCUCCAGCGAAUCGAUCCCAACAUCGAAGAAAUCCUUAUCACUGCCGCUCAUGUCACUUUCUAUGAAUUCAACAUUGAGCUCAGUCAAUGGAGUCGUAAGGAUGUUGAAGGAUCUUUGUUUGUUGUUAAAAGGAGUGCACAACCUCGAUUUCAGUUUAUUGUGAUGAAUCGUCGGAAUACAGAUAAUCUGGUGGAAACUCUUCUGGGAGAAUUUGAGUAUGAAGUUCAAGGUCCAUAUUUACUUUACCGUAACGAAGCUCAAGAAGUAAAUGGUAUUUGGUUCUACAAUAUACGUGAAUGCGAGGAGGUAGCAAGUCUUUUCAGCAGAAUACUUAACGCAUAUUCCAAGGUAAACCAGAAGCCAAAGACGCCAUCCUCAAAAAGUGAGUUUGAGGAAUUGGAAGCUGUGCCUACAAUGGCAGUUAUGGAUGGUCCUCUUGAACCAUCUUCAACUGCUAGAGAUGCCCCUGAUGAUCCUGCUUUCGUCAACUACUUCAGCUCAGCGUUGUCUCUCGGGAACACUUCGAGUGCGUCGGCAAGUGGACCACCAUACCAAUCGUCAGCAAUUCCUCUACAACCUCACCAACCCACCAUUGCUCCUCUUGCAGCGGCAGCUGCACGUCCACAGAUAAAAUCACAACCGCCUAUGCCAUCUUCCUCUCCGAUGAUGCCUCCUCCCUUCGGCAACAACCCUGAUCUUAUCAGUAGCAACUUCAACGUUCACACUGAUUUGGUGAAGCCGUCCUCUUUCUUUAGUCCUCCACAGAUGAUGGCACAACCACACCUCAUUCCCGGUUCAUCUAUGCCAACUGAUCCUCCUCUGAACCCUAAUAAUGCUGCGACUCACCAGCAGCACUCUUAUGGUUCACCGGUGCGCCAGCCUUUCCCACCACCAAAUCCGCCACCAUCACUCGCUCCUGCACCCAGUGGCCCGGUUAUCAACAGAGACAAUGUAAAAGAAGCCCUUUUAGCGCUGGUUCAGAACAAUGAAUUCAUCGACAUGGUGACUAGAGCUUUACAAAAUGCACAUCAAUCAUGA
Molecule: messenger RNA, 1107 nt
Organism: Arabis nemorensis
Lineage: Eukaryota; Viridiplantae; Streptophyta; Magnoliopsida; Brassicales; Brassicaceae
Source: the annotation of a GenBank genome assembly